Molecule: messenger RNA, 349 nt
Organism: Ambispora leptoticha
Lineage: Eukaryota; Fungi; Glomeromycota; Glomeromycetes; Archaeosporales; Ambisporaceae
Source: the annotation of a GenBank genome assembly
UUCGCCGCAUUUAAUUCUUCCACCACCAUUAUCACCGUUACAACAUCCAAUAAACUAUCUGAGACAACAGUUGGGGCAAUCAUCAUCGCCAUCAACUGCUGCACCUGAAUUCACAUCAUUAACAGCCACCAGCGAAGCAUAUAGCGGUAUAGAAAUAGAUCGAAAAGGGAGCACGGCAUCCAGACGAUCGCAGAAUACGCUUUCGGUCAUGGAUAAAUUUAAAUUUGGACUUCAUCCUGGUGGUGGAAGUAGUGGCGGUGAUGAUAAUGAGGAUUACGAGGAAUUAGUGAAUAAAGAUAGUGUAGGCGGCGGCAAUGUCAAAAAGAAGGUGUCGAGAAUAAUCCGAUAG